AUGGGAGCGGGAAUGAAGCGCGUGUGGGAGGAGCAGCCGGUCUCGCUCUCGCUUGCGCUCAGCACGGACUCGACGUCUUCCACGACCUCGUCGGACUCGUCCGGCGCGGCGCCCAUGGCGGCCAGGAAAAGGGCGCGGCGGGGGAAGGUGGUGGCGACGUCUGGGCAAGGGGAUUUCGUGUGCAAGACAUGCGGCCGCGCCUUCGCGACCUUCCAGGCGCUCGGCGGGCACCGAACCAGCCACCUCCGGGGCCGCCACGGGCUGGAGCUCGGGGUCGGCGUCGCAAAAGCCAUUAGGGAGAAGAAGCGGAGCGAGGACAAGCAGCAGCACGAGUGCCACAUCUGUGGCCUCGGCUUCGAGAUGGGUCAGGCGCUGGGGGGACACAUGAGGCGGCACCGCGAUGAGAUGGCGCUCACCGCCGGCGCCGACAACCAGUGGAUCAUCUUGCAGCCGCAUCAGGAAGAGGUGGUGGGGCACGGUGCCCACCGGCCGACAGUCUUGCUCGAGCUAUCGGUGGCUUUAGGGUUCAUGGAUGGUGUUGGCGAGGCGGCGGCGGCGACUCCAUCAGAUGGUUUUUUCCUCCUGCUCUGUCCCCGUUGCUGCGGCGUUGUCUCCGGCGCCAAGGUGGAGCAGACAGGAUUCGUCCAGGAGUACGUGCAGACGGUGGUCUGCACUGGUGACGACUAG
Lolium rigidum is the source of this 687-nucleotide messenger RNA. RefSeq names its product zinc finger protein ZAT5-like. The transcript has 2 exons. The record is from RefSeq and is a predicted model, not a curated record. NCBI's taxonomy places the organism in Eukaryota, Viridiplantae, Streptophyta, Magnoliopsida, Poales, Poaceae. The coding region runs from base 1 to 687 and encodes 228 amino acids.